GUUCAUCUCAACAUCUAGGUCUCGAAGCAUCUUCUGCAUGUUGCCGGCCUUCCGCUGCAGAGCUCAAUGCUUAUCCCACCGAUCUGAUCGGAUCGUGUCGUGGAUUUCUUAUAAGUUUAACCUCGCGCCCCAGCUCUCUCAGUGUUGCUUCCUGUUCAUCGUCUCUCAUUCCUCUUCUUUUUCUCUGAUAUCUUGCCGUGUGCUCGUGCCCAAUCCCUAUCAUGUCCGACAUCCGUUACACCGAGCUGAGGGAGCCCGUCGAUGUGGCUACUUAUCUCUUCACUAGGCUCAAGCAGAUCGGCAUCGACUCCGUCCACGGUCUGCCCGGCGAUUUCAAUCUAGUAGCUCUUGAUUACCUUGAAGGUUGUGGGCUUCAAUGGGUGGGCAAUUGCAACGAGCUCAACGCGGGCUAUGCUGCCGAUGGCUAUGCUCGAGUCAAAGGGAUAUCGGCCAUCAUCACCACCUUUGGGGUGGGAGAGCUAUCUCUCCUCAAUGCAACCGCGGGAAGCUUUGCCGAGUUCGUGCCUGUGGUGCAUAUUGUCGGGACACCGAGCACCAUAUCGCAGAAAAAUGGCAUGCUUCUGCAUCACACCCUGGGCAAUGGCAACUUCAACGUUUUCGCUGAAAUGGCGGGCCAUCUGGCACUGGAAGUCGCCAAAUUGACGGACCCUCGCGACAUUGCCUCACAAAUCGACCAUGCACUUCGCGAGUGCUAUCUGCUCAGCCGGCCCGUUUACUUGACACUCCCGACGGACAUGGUCAAACGGAAGGUGGAGGGUCAAAGACUCAGGACCAAACUGGACCUUAGCCCGCACAAGAACGACCCAGAAAAGGAAGACUACGUGGUCGACGUGGUCCUGAAGUAUCUGACAGCUGCCAAGAAUCCCGUUAUUCUGGUUGACAGCUGCGCCAUCCGUCACCGCGUAUUGCCCGAGACCCACGAGCUGAUUGUGAAGUCCGGUCUUCCAGUGUUCGUUGCGCCUAUGGGCAAAGGGGCCGUCGAUGAAACUUUACCUACCUUUGGCGGGAUCUACGCAGGCGCUGCCUCCAAUCCAGGAGUCCAGGAGCGCGUCGAAGAGGCUGACUUGCUCCUCACUAUCGGCAGUGUCAAAUCCGACUUCAACACUGCCGGAUUCUCCUAUAGAACCUCACAGCUGAAGACGAUCGACUUCCACAGUACAUAUAUGCGCGUACGAUAUUCAGAAUAUCCCGGUGUUGGCAUGAAAGGUGUCCUUCGCAAACUCAUCGACCGACUGCCCAAGCUGAAUGUUCAGCCUGGACCUACACUGCAUGAGAAACCGAUCCCCGAAGACGCAAAUCCCAACGACCCUACCAUCACGCACCAGUGGUUUUGGCCACGAUUGGGACAGUGGCUACGGGAUGGUGACAUUGUGCUCACUGAGACGGGAACGUCCAACUAUGGCAUAUUUGAGACGAGAUUCCCCAAAAAUGUGAUAAACAUUAGUCAGAUCCUAUGGGGAAGCAUUGGCUAUGCGACUGGCGCGUGCCAGGGUGUGGCAUUGGCUGCCAAAGAGCUAGAUGGCAACCGCCGGACAAUCCUCUUCACUGGCGACGGCAGCUUUCAGCUCACUUGCCAGGAAGUGAGCACGAUGAUCCGACAUAACCUCAACCCGAUCAUUUUCAUAGUCUGCAACGACGGCUACACCAUCGAACGCUUCAUCCACGGUAUGAAGGCGACAUACAAUGACAUCCAAAACUGGAAGUACAAGGAUCUGGUCCCAGCCUUUGGAGCCACCGAGGGCAGCUACAAAACAUACCAAGUCAAAACCAAGGAUGACCUCCAUGCUUUGUUCCAGGACGAAACCUUUUCAAAAGCUCCCUAUCUGCAGCUGGUGGAGAUGUACAUGCCGUGGGAUGAUUCCCCGGCAGGAUUAUCUGUUACUGCGGCUGCCAGUGCUCGGAAUAAUGCCAAAAUGCUCGAGACCUCCUAGACAUUUCCAUAGACACGGUGUUGAUGAUGGACACACAGAAAAGGCUCGCGUAGGCUGAGAGGGAUCACAUAUAGACGAGGCUGAGGAACAGCUGGAGGGUAAUGGACAAGACUGGCAACCACUCAUUGUCCCCAAGUAAUGCACUCUCUGACCCAUCAAUCCUCCCAUUCUGUGUGAGGGAUUCUGCCUUGCCCUGCCUCACUCGCCAUACCGCGGUAGGCUCAAUCUAUUAGGCGUCAAAGGCUGUUUGCUUCUCUUGGUUUGUGGUGCCUGGAAUGUUGGUGCCGAAUCUCGCCUAACGCUGCCUGCGGGA
Messenger RNA from Cladophialophora immunda, 2265 nucleotides. RefSeq lists its product as uncharacterized. Gene Ontology annotation, molecular function: thiamine pyrophosphate binding; carboxy-lyase activity; magnesium ion binding. The transcript has 3 exons. The record is from RefSeq and is a predicted model, not a curated record. Bases 222 to 1952 code for a protein of 576 amino acids. NCBI's taxonomy places the organism in Eukaryota, Fungi, Ascomycota, Eurotiomycetes, Chaetothyriales, Herpotrichiellaceae.